This is a messenger RNA of Helianthus annuus (common sunflower), 1764 nucleotides long. Its product is annotated as putative ubiquitin-conjugating enzyme E2 38. Bases 156 to 1640 code for a protein of 494 amino acids. The record is from RefSeq and is a predicted model, not a curated record. Gene Ontology annotation, molecular function: ubiquitin conjugating enzyme activity. Lineage: Eukaryota; Viridiplantae; Streptophyta; Magnoliopsida; Asterales; Asteraceae. The transcript has 8 exons.
UACCAUAACUAUCAUAGAAACGCAGUCGUGGUUAAAGAGGGCUUUUGUUUCAGAUUCUUGGUGGUUUAACAUGCAAUUUGAUCGUGAUCGAAACCCUAGAAAAGAGGGCUUUUGUUUCGAUUGUUGCUGUUAAUCACUGUUAACAAUUUUCAGAAAUGGAUUUGUCGCCAAUUGCAACAUACACCCCUCGGAAAUCAAAGAAACGGGUUUUUCCGGGAAGUAGUUCAUCGUAUACGGAACCCGAUGUGAUCGAAAUUACUCCUUUGGCUGAUCAAUCUUCGAAAACGAAGGUUAGGGUUGCACAAAAGGAGGUUGUCUUUCAUGAAAUAAUUGAUGUUGACCUGGAUGAAGACGGUGAUGAUCUAUCGUUCCUUGGAGAAAAUGGUGAGUCUAACAAAAAGAUGAAGGGUAUUUCAUUGGGUUCCAGUAGUGCCUCAAAAUUAGAUGCGAAGAAAGUUGAGUCAACUAACAAGGGGAAGGAGAUUCCAAAUUCUUCCAAAAGCUUUAACCCAAAAUCAAACUAUUUUGAUUUAGACGAAUAUGUUUUUGACGAUGAUUAUUUGAAGUUGCAAUCCCUUUUUGAUAACGUUGAUCUCCCUACUGGAGUUGAAGCCCCCAUACCCUGGUUGCAAGAUUCCGUACAAAUGAAAAAGACGACCCCUGGAAAUCCGUUUGUAACUUCAAAUGCAGUAUCGGAGGCUAGUGGAAGUCGAUCGAACAGGGAAACCCCAUCAAGUUCAAGGUUGGCUGGAAGCUCAUCUAGAAUGACAAAGCCUGUUAAUGAUGAAGUUAUGAAAAUGUUACAAGGUUUCAAGAAGUUUGAUACUGUCAUGGACCAUUCGGAUCAUCAUUAUGCAACGACACAGCCACCCAAAAGAUGUGCUAAAAAGAUACAAGAAGAGUGGAGGAUUCUCGAGAAAGACUUGCCUGACACAAUAUUUGUUCGAGUUUAUGAAUCAAGGAUGGAUCUUUUAAGAGCUGUUAUUAUAGGAGCAGAGGGGACACCGUAUCAUGACGGUCUUUUCUUCUUCGAUGUGUGUUUUCCAACCAGCUACCCAAAGAAGCCGCCCCUUGUGCAUUAUCACUCUGGUGGUCUUCGGAUUAAUCCAAAUCUGUACAAUUGUGGUAAAGUUUGCUUGAGCCUUCUGAACACCUGGACCGGGGGCAAGCAGGAGAAGUGGGUCCCCGGCAAAUCAACGAUGCUCCAGGUUCUAGUCUCUAUACAGGGUCUUAUUUUGAACAUGAAGCCUUACUUUAACGAACCAGGGUUUGCACGUUCGAGUGGUUCUGUACAUGGAGAACAGGCUUCCUUACAUUACAACGAGAAUACGCUUAUUCUAUCACUCAAAACAAUGGUCUACACCAUGAAAAAACCACCCAAGAACUUUGAGGAUCUGGUGGUCGGGCAUUUUAGGAAUUGCGUAGUGGAUAUUUUAAUGGCGUGUAAAGCUUAUACAGAAGGUGUGCAAGUUGGGUGUCUUGUUAAAGGGGGUGUACAAGAUGUUGAUGAAGAUAACAGUAAAUGCUCACAACAGUUUAGGAAUGACGUGGCAUCGUAUAGUAAGACGCUUAUAGCUGAAUUUAUGAAGAUUGGAGCAAAAGAAGCUGAAGAAUUCCUUCAUUUAAGUAUAAAGAAUUAGUUUCCCCUAGAUGCUAAAUGAUAUUCACUGUUGAAUAUAAGGUGGGGUUUUUUUUGGACAGCAAUAGAAUGUGGUUUAACUGCAUAUUGUGGUAAAAUUUAUCUAUGCAAGAGGAGUUCCUUUA